Corythoichthys intestinalis (scribbled pipefish) is the source of this 12973-nucleotide messenger RNA. Its product is annotated as oocyte zinc finger protein XlCOF6-like. The transcript has 4 exons. Bases 6087 to 7976 code for a protein of 629 amino acids. Gene Ontology annotation, biological process: regulation of gene expression. NCBI's taxonomy places the organism in Eukaryota, Metazoa, Chordata, Actinopteri, Syngnathiformes, Syngnathidae. The record is from RefSeq and is a predicted model, not a curated record. Gene Ontology annotation, cellular component: nucleus.
GGCAGCUAGGUUUACAACAUGAGCAAGACAUCCUAUUUGUGGUCCGAAUCCAUCUGUGUCACGUACUGAAUUAACAGUAUUUGCAACAUUAUCUAUAGUCACUGGUAUGGAUUGAUUUGGCCUUCUUAACUUCCAUUCAGUCAUGACAAUUUAGAAUUCAUCGAUGUAGUAAAUGGACUACGUGUCCCAUAAUCACUCUGGGCUCACGUAGCCAAUGGCAUGGGACGUAGCACAUCUAGUUUGCCAUGUCAUGAUAUCUAGUGUGUGCGCACAUAAAAAAAGUUAGCAAGCGCCGCUGAAGUCACGUCUGCUCAUUACUACACAACACCAGCAUGUGACAAUCGACUUUCAUAAACAGGACAAGUUUGAAGCACAGUGCUCUUAAUUGCAGCAAAGUCUGUAACAAUGUUUUGGCGGACUUCGUUGUAAAUAUCCGGUGUUGUGCCGAAAAAUAGCCGCCCCGCGUGAAAUGUCACUCCUGGCGGGAGCGCCCACACGUCAACAUGACCGGCGCGCCAUAGAUAGUCCACAGUCACUCCGGAGCACUGACGCGGCCGGUAUACGUUGAACAAUAGGAUAUAAUGGGAACGAUUGGAUCCGGCGCUAGUUUUUGCCUGACCUGGAACGAAGAUUCGUUUUGCGCAGUUGAUAACGAGGAAUCCGAACUUUUAACAGAACGUCCGCCGCACGCGCGCAUGCACGUGUACGCGAGGCAAUAAAUCGCAGCGGAAAAAUUACCGCCUUCAUUUUUAUUUAUUGCGCGAUAAAUGGAAUUAUUGCAUAUUGCGACAGGCUUAAGGAUGACGUCAUAAUUCCUAUCACCAGACUGAUAAUUAUCGGUCCAAUAAUUAUCGUGUACAUAUACUAAGAAUAGCUUCAAAAUGUAAAAUCUGAUUGGCAUUGAAUAAUUAUUAUACCGCUAUCAUAUAUAGUAGUAUCUUAUAUUAAUAAUGCUAGAUGUUUUUUUUAAGAAUUGUUUUGAAUCAUGUUGCAAAGGCGGUCAGUGUUCUGAAUCUGUUUACAUUACAUUCUUUUGCACUAGUUAAUGUUAUGAUCAUUUGACCUCAUUGUUUAUUUGUGAUCUAUUGUUGUUGUUAUUUACAUGUUUAUUUAUACUUUAAUAAAGAAUUGAAGCGUUUCAAAAUAUUUUUGUGAAUUACUAAGUGUCAUAAAAAAAUUCAUUACUAAAUUAGUUUAAAAAAAGGGGGGGGGGUUAUUAGCCUGCCCGUGUCGUGCUAAUGUAGUUACCACCGUCAAAAAUGGUAUCCCUUGAGCGGAGCCAUAUGGAGGUAGAAUUGUGUCUUUAUUAUUCAAACAAAAAAAAGUUGCUUCAAUCAAUAUAUAUAUUAUCAACCAAAAACAAAUUGCUUCAAUAAAAAAAAAGAAGUGUGUUUGAAUGUAAAAAUAAAUUUGAAACUCAAAAAACUCCCCAAAAAUGCAUGUGAAAGCUAUUUUUCUUUGAUGAUUUUUGUUUGUUUGUUGUUUUUUUUUUUGUGUGUGUGUUUUUUUUUUUUUGAUUGAAGUCAUUUGUGUUUGGGCCACAUUUUGGCUAGGACAUUUUUGUCUUUAUUAUUCAAUUUAAAAAAAAGAAAAAUCCCUUCAAUCGAAAAAAAAUAAUUUCAAUCCUAGAAAAAGUUUAUGAAUGCGAAAAAAUAUUUGAGAUUGAAAAAUUUGCAUUUGGACAUUUUAUUUUUCAAUGAAAAAGUUUUCUUUGAAUGAAGCUAUCCUUUUUGUGUUUGGGCCAUAUUAAAGAGCAUACGACAUGAGAAAAAAUGUCUUAAAUGGCAUUAUUAUGUGAAUUAGAAUCAUAAUUUGAGACGAUUUUACUAUAUACAACAAUUUAGCAAAGCGCAGAUGACGAGAAAUUAGUCUUUUAAUCUGCUGGUUAGCCACGCCUACCAUUAUAGGGCUUUAGCGUCCCCAACAGGUGGAUGACGUCAGCGGUAGACUGGGCUCAUCGGUUUUACUAUUCAGCCCAUUGAGGGGGAAUUAUUCAGAACGAGGAAAACGCGACGAAUAGAGCCGCAAAAUGUCAUUGUUUUAGUCUCUCUAGUCAUUGUUUUAUUCUCUCUACUCCAAUACUUUUACAGGAUAUUCUUUUUAUCCAAGUAUUUUUUCCCAAUAGCUAUAUAGACCCUACCCACCGACGUCACAAAACCACGUGCUCGCUGUAUGGUUCCGCCCACUUGUCCGUCAUUUUGUCUCUGUAUUCGCAUUGGUUUCAAUUGAUCGAGGAAUUUAAAAUGCAUUUCAUGGAAGACCCGGUGCUUUCUGAUGCCGUAAACUCACUGGAUGUGUUGCAUAAAAGGCGUUAUGUGGAAAAGCUUCGUUCUAUACAGUCGCCAGAUCCAUAUUUGAUGCCCAAAUCGAUGUUUUUCGACCCACUGUCUUCGCCCUGUCUGCCUGACAUCUGCUCCGCUGAUAUUUACAAUUAUCUUGUCCACACAAAAUCAGCCUAUUCUCACAAAAAUUUGAAAAACUUUAAGAGCUUGGAGGCUUAUAAAUACUUCGUUGCUGGUUGGGUGAAACAGGUCCUCGUCCACGAAAAUUAGGCAGGAAUCUAUCUUGUGCUUGGAAAGGUUUUCAAUUCAAAAUCUUUUGUUAUUGCUAACAUCCACUGUCAAGUCUAAUGUAUUUCAUGUCGUUUGUCAAUGGAGUUAAGGCUUUUAAUGUUUAUAUGGUUUAGCGAUAGCACUCUCACUACAUACAUACGUGUAUGUUGUCGGCGAUUAGCCUAGCAAUGAUCUUAAUUGUGGUUAUUUGUCAGCCCAAAACCCUCUAAGUAUAUCUUAAAUGCAUCUUACCGGAUAUAAAAUGACUACUACAUAGUCUGUGGUGAUUUUUUUGGUGCCCAGUUUUCACGUCGAAUUGCAGCCGUCCAUUUCGCUCUCCUCUUUGGAUCCCUUGGAAUACGGUAAAACUUCAAGUCUCUCCUUCCAUCUUCUCUGUUAGUGCAACCAACAGCCACACACGCCUUCACCAUUUUGAUUAUUAAUGUUAAGGAGCAGAAAAACACGCCGUAAAUAGGAGGAAUGUACGUAGCCGUAACAGGUUAACACUAUGUUUUGACGGACAAUUGGGCGGUACCAUUCAGGAGAGCGGAGUUGUGACGUCACGUGGGUAGGGUCUAUAAAUGACUUGAGAAGGACCAGUCAGCCAGUCGAGGGGGAACUAUUCACAACGAGGAAACGCGACGAAGAGAGCGGAAAAAUGUCAUUGUUUCUGUCUCUUUACGUCAAUAUUUUUACAGGAUAUUCUUUUUAUCCAAGUAUUUUCCCCAAUUGCUAAAUAAAUGGCAUGGUCAUGACAAAUAACAGUCUUGUGCCAAAUGGAAUAUGAAAUAAUAAAAAUGCAUUUAUUCAGGACGACAUGGCAAAAUUACUCCAUAAUGGUCAAAACUGUCGACUUCACCUUUACUGUCGCACCUCCCGAACGAUAUUUUAUGACACCUAAAUCAGACAUAUGUCAUUUCCCUUACCCGGCUUCGUAGAAUGUAAACAAACCAAAAUGCGUGACAGCCAGCCGACAGGCUAACCCGAACCGAGUGAUGUUUCAAAGUCUUCGAAGCGGAAAAUCACACAUAACUAGCCUGGAUUAUUUGACAUGAAGACUGAGUUGUCGAUUGUUUUUACGGAUCGGCAAACCGCCCGGCGGAGAGCAAUUUACAGUUCAUUCCCCGGAGGAGGGCGGCUGCAGUUGUUAUGGAGCUAACAUGCUACUAAUGUGCAUGAGGACAGCUUUUUACAUGCCUAUCAAUAAUCAAACGUAAGUAGUCCUUUAUUUAAAGAAAGUUUGUAGUGUUUACUUUGUAAUAGCUGUAUUAAUAUUUGACAUAAUACUAAACAAGAUGUUUACUCAGUUCCUCGUAAGUCCAAUGCUCACACUGUAGUCGGGCUUGUUUUGGCCAAUAGUCACGGUGAAUGGGAACCUUUUGAAACUCCAAAAAGGCGCAUACGCCUCUCCCUCGUACAGAAUGAUUUUUCUGCAGCCGUUGGGCUGGCGUGAUGCGAAAAAUAAACGUAUUAAUCCGCAAAAUCAGCUGAAUCCUUAGUCCUCAUACACAACAGUACGCUGUAUAGUGAAUAGGACGCCUUCUACCGUACACGUCACAGCGCCCUCCUCCUCAAUGCAAGACCGAAGCCGGAAGUCACUCAUUUUCAUGGCGCGGGAUUCAAAAAACUAAAUAAAUAUAGCGAUCGCUUCCACACACAUCCAAGCGGUCCAUAUCAUUCAGAAGCAUAAAAUACCGCGUGUAUUAUGAAAUAAACAUGCUUUUUCGUGUCACAUGCACUUUAAGGGUAGGACAUUUGUGUCUCAAUCAUUUAAUCCCUCAAAACAUAUUUAUUAUUUUAAAUAUUUUCAAUCCCCCAAAAAAAUCAUUUGAAAAUAAAAUUGCCCUCCCCUAAUAUUUUUAAAAUGAAAAUUAUAUGCAAAGCAAAUGACCGUCUAAGGUGCUAGUCACAUGAUCUGUUCGAAAAAUAAUUUUGACCCAUUAUAAAAUUUUUUUUUUUUUUGUUAAUUUCAUUCAUCUUUGUUGCAGAUUUAUUGCUUUACUAUUUUAAAUAUAUAGGAAAGUCAAAUACAUGCAAUGACACUUUAUGGCCACCGGGGGGGGGGGCUGGCCCCUUGGCACCCCCUUAAAAUCAGCUUAUGGUUUGUAUACAGAGUCGAGGGGGAAAAGUACGAAAGAGAAUAAGGAGACACCCACAAUAGGCCGUCAGGUCACCUACCCUUUCGUUCAGUUUCGCUCCACUACCAGAGGCACUAAAUAUUAUUUUCUUCAUAAAAUAGAUUUAUUAGUUCUAAGUAAGAAUCCGUGGAGUUCACCCUCUGAAAACGUGCCCAUUUUUGGGAGUAUUUUGCUUUGAGGCGCAUUGAUCUCUGGUGUGCGCGUAGUACCAUUAGGUCGGGAGUGGUGUGAUUUUGGUCACAUGAGCCAAUCAGGUAGCCGCUUUCCCCUCACCAUAACAACCAGAUAUAAAAAAUGGCGACUACCAUGUCAGAGAGCGAAGAAGAGCGACUGGAGAAAAAAGUUAAAAAGAGAGCGCAGAAAGUGGGAAAUAAACGAUGCUAUAUGCAUCUCUUUUCCGUGAAGAAUGAGAACGUAUUGGACUUCACUUAUCAACGGUGGAACACGUACAGAACCUGCUUAAACCUGCUUUAACCUGGCUUUGACCUGGCUUUGUCUUCAUGCCGCGAACAAGUAUCUUGCAGAAAUAUACCAACAUUGCGUGGAUAUGGAUUUUGAAAAUAUUCCUGGCGACUCUGGAUUCCACACUACAUGCUACCGGCGUUUUACUGAUAAACAGAAAUUGUUGAAGGUGAGCCAUUCUGACCCCCCUGCAAGUACUAGCGAAGUUGUAGAAGCGUCUGAAACUCCCAGAAAAAAAAACAAAAAAGUUUCAAAGUAUGCUCGUUUGGGAUCGGAAGGCAAACGGCAGAGGGAUCAUCUCGCCAAAGCAAAGACAUUGUCGGCAGGCCGGUUGCUGAUGAAAACUCUUUAAUCCUUCUCCAUAUCAAAGACAAAGACUGUGUUGCAAUGGAGUUGCGAUACCAUAAAUCCUGUUAGCGAGAUUACACCAGGUUCCUAACCAAGUCAACAGCAACAGAAACGACAGGACGAAGAAAUACAACCCUUUGCUGAGAGCUACAAACUCUUUUGUGAACAAGUGAUUUGUCAAAGGAUUAUCGUUGACAAAGAAGUGCUCAUAAUGAGCAUGCAAGAGUGAAUGUGGGUGUGUGUGAUGUGAAUAUGUGUGUCUUGUGCUCAUCUUUCCCUUUAACUUUGUUUCAGGUAGGUUUUGCUGAAAAGAAGAUUGAAGUGUGAUUUCCCCCAGUUGGUUUUUCACACCCCUUUCCAGCGCAAAAUGUUUGAAAUGUUUUUUGUUUUUUAUUGAGACAUUAUCAACAACAGAUAAACUUUUAGACAGGAUACCUCACUCAUCGGGUACAUCAGCUACCGAAUCUACUGAGGUUUCAGCAAAUAUCUUGGUCCUGACGCUCAACAACUAAAGAGAGAAGUACAACUUCCAAUCAAAAAGGAGGAGGUAGAGCUGCCAUACGUUCAAGAGGAGGACGAUAUCACCAUGUCGACCGGUGAGCCCUUGAAUGGCGAGGAUGGUCCAAGUGAGGUCAGCAGAGGUACGGAGCCUCCAAGCGGCAGCAGCAGCUCAACAGAAGGAUUGCAAACACAGAUUUUCCUCGCACCAUCAAACAGAAAUGGUGCCAUGUCACACUCACCUUACAAGGAUGAUCAUGGUCAUAAGAAAUCUCACAGUGACGGCCAACUCUGCAAAUGCUCUCAGUGUGGGAAAACCUUUGCUAAUAACUAUACUUAUUGUAUGCAUAUGAGGAGCCACACCGGUGAAAAACCUUUUUCCUGCUCAGUUUGUGGUAAAAGAUUCACUCAGAAGAGCACCUUAAACACACACACAAAAACACACACUGGUGAAAAACCUUUUGCCUGCUCAGAUUGUGGUAAAAAAUUCAGUCGCAAGAGCGUCUUAAAAAGUCACACUAGAACUCACACUGGUGAAAAACCUUUUUCCUGCUCAGUUUGUGGUAAAAGAUUCACUCAGAAGUGCACCUUAAACACACACACAAGAACACACACUGGUGAAAAACCUUUCUCCUGCUCAGUUUGUGGUCGAGGAUUCACUCGAAUUCCCCACUUAAAAGCACACACAAGAACCCACACUGGUGAAAAACCUUUUUCCUGCUAUGUUUGUGGUCAAGAAUUCAGCCAUAAGGGUACCUUAAAAGCACACACAAGAACCCACACUGGUGAAAAACCUUUUUCCUGCUCAGUUUGUGGUCAAGGAUUUAGUCAGUCGAGUGCCUUAAAAUCCCACACAAGAACCCACACUGGUGAAAAACCUUUUUCCUGCUCAGUUUGUGGUAAAGGAUUUAGUCAGUCGAGUGCCUUAAAAUCCCACACAAGAACCCACACUGGUGAAAAACCUUUUUCCUGCUCAGUUUGUGGUCACAGUUUCACUGAAAAGAAAUCAUUACAAAUACAUACAAGAACCCACACUGGUGAAAAACCUUUUUCCUGCUCAGUUUGUGGUCACAGUUUCACUGAAAAGAAAUCAUUACAAAUACAUACAAGAACCCACACUGGUGAAAAACCUUUUUCCUGCUCAGUUUGUGGUCACAGUUUCACUGAAAAGAAAUCCUUACAAAUACAUACAAGAACCCACACUGGUGAAAAACCUUUUUCCUGCUCAGUUUGUGGUAAAGGAUUUAGUCAGUCGAGUGCCUUAAAAUCCCACACAAGAACCCACACUGGUGAAAAACCUUUUUCCUGCUCAGUUUGUGGUAAAGGAUUUAGUCAGUCGAGUGCCUUAAAAUCCCACACAAGAACCCACACUGGUGAAAAACCUUUUUCCUGCUCAGUUUGUGGUCAAGGAUUCAGCCAUAAGGGUACCUUAAAAGUCCACACAAGAACCCACACUGGUGAAAAACCUUUUUCCUGCUCAAUUUGUGGUCAAGGAUUCACUCAAAUUCCCCACUUAAAAGCACACACAAGAACCCACACUGGUAAAAAACCUUUUUCCUGCUCAGAUUGUGGAAAAAGAUUCACUGAGAAGGGUGCCUUAAACACACACACAAGAACCCACACUGGUGAAAAACCUUUUUCUUGCUCAGUUUGUGGUCAAGGAUUCACUCAAACUCACCACUUAAAAGUACACACAAGAACCCACACAGGUGAAAAACCUUAUUCCUGCUCAGAUUGUGGGAAAAGAUUCACUGAGAAGGGUGCCUUAAACACACACACAAGAACCCACACUGGUGAAAAACCUUUUUCCUGCUCAGUUUGUGGUCAAGGAUUCACUCAAAUUCACCACUUAAAAGGACACACAAGAACCCACACUGGUGAAAAACCUUUUUCCUGCUCAGUUUGUGGUAAAAAAUUUGCUCGCAAGGAUCGGACUAAAAGACAUGUGUGUAUUGGUGUGAAAAUUAGUAGCCAAUGACUGUUUUGCCUGUCAUCCAUGCUGCCUAGAUUAGAUUGUGCACACAGUUCAAUUGCAGUCUGCAGAGUUUCCUCAAAUCCUGUUGAGGAUUGGCAGUAUUGGUGCUUUACAUGUGCUUUGUCCAAUCCUUGCAUAAUGUGUUUCCACACUAUUGCCAAAAGUACUGGCUCACCUGAAUGAACCCUCAAGUUGAGUGGCAUUAUUUAUACAAUACUCUCCCUCGUUCAAAUUACACUUUUCACAGCUAAUAUUUGAAACACUAGACCCCAAAUUACAAAAAUUCUAAAUCAUUCGUCAAUAAUAUACAUACAAAAAUAUGGAAAAUAUGAUCUUAUGUAGAUGAGCUAAAAGAUAAUGGAUUUCCUUAUUUUGGAAAGUGAUUCUAAAACACAGCCUCAAGAGCUGCUUUCAUUUUCGUUGACUUAAGUGGCGGCGGCAAAGCGCUACAGAAAGUAUGUAGCUGCUUAUUCAGCUACAUUACCCCUAUGUAACAGGAUGACUUUUUUUCCCCCCCUCCUCGUAGCAGUACAAUAAUAUCGCAGUCCUCUUUAUUUUGGCCUAAUGCUUUGUCGUACAAAUAGGACAAUGAUUAUUAAAAUUGUUUGUACUGUUAAUCAUUCCGGCCCUCGUCGAUGAAAAUAUCUCGACUUUGCUUCGAAUUUUAAAGUGCUUGUACUUCACUGUGCUUGUUAAUUUUACUCAUUAUAAACAACUUGCUUUUAUUCCGUCCUUGCCUCCCCUUCCCUUCCCAAAGAAUCAUUGGUACCGACGCGGUCGACAUGAUUUGGGCGCUUCUUUUGUGCGGCAUGCGAGGUUGCACAAGUUUCCCGACAAGCGGUCAAACACACCGCUAAAGAACGAGAAAACCAAUUAAUGUAUGCAUCAUGGCAGUGGCAUGUGCAUUUACGACAUUUUUUUUUUUUCAAUUCUAUGUUGUUUAACCUUUUAACAGCUAAGCCUUUUGUUCCUAAAAUCUGCAUACCUUUGAUGUUGCCUUUAUAUUUCAAAGAAAAAAACAUCACAAUUGCCAGAUUGGGUCCCUUUUUUAGUACACUAUAAUGUCCAAACUGUUGUUUCCUUCAACCAAUUAUAAUCAACAUUUUGUCCCCAAAAAGACACACAAAAAAAAACUAAACAUUUUUGUCAAAAUUUGUAAUAUUGAUGUCCCAUUGAGAACCAAACUUGCUCAACGAAACGUUUUUAAGGGUGAUGUUCAACUUGUUAGGAUAAACAUUCAACAGAAGAAAAGACUGAAUAGUUUUAUAUUUGAUAAUGCAACAAAAACAGCAGGUAUGGUAAAGGGCCUUUUUGUCCUUUCUACAUAUUAUGGUCAAAAUAAGUUAUAUACAGGAGACCAACAGUGCAAAAUUGUGAUUAUAUAUAUUUUAUACACAGUGUAACACAUAUAUUUUGUAUAUAAACUACAAUAUAACAUUUGUUAGAUACUUUUCCUCUCAAUGUGCAAAACAGGCCAUAAAAUGAAAACUAUGUACAUUUUUUAAUCUUUGAUUCCUCAGAGGCCUUGGUCAGUUCCUCUCUGGCUGGAAACACAGGCCCACAUUGUAUAUCUCACACAUCCAGGCAGUGCUCCUCUGCAGAGUUUGCACCCCAUGCUGGCUCUCUGCAAUUUCGGUCUAUGACCACACUGGAAUCUCCACAGUCCUCUCCAGGACAUAGGUCAGUCAGAAGACGCGUACUUAUUUCACUGUCAUUUCAUUUCAUACACAGUAUAUCUGUUCCUCAUCACAACACAAACUGUAGCAAAGUAGUAGCAGGGGUGAAAGUGGCUAGGAAUUUCUUGCAGGAACUCCCUGACAUGAAGGUCGCCACGGAGCCAGAAUCUUUUUGGGGGGGUCAACCCUCGGACAACCACUGAAAUGCAGAUAAAACUGCUUUUGGCACGGUUAUUCCUAAAACACAAAUUUUCAUUCAAUAUUAUUUUUUUCAAUGAUUUGCAAAAUAAAAGUUAACAUAACCAGCAGUAACCCCAACCUCCAUCUCUUAAUCCCCCCCCCCACAUUUCCUAAAUGCAAAACCUCCAUUUAAACUACUUAAAAACAUUGGAUGUUAAAUGUUAUAAUAGCGUACUGCACUUGACAUGUCAUCUGUGCUCAUUAAUAUUCAUGACGUUAGCAACUGUUGCUGGGUGGGGGGGGGGUCAAACAUGCAUACAGUAUGUCCCUCAUGCUAGAUGCAUGUAAAUAGUGUACGAAAGAGAUGUUUACAGAGCUAAACCUACCAAUUCUGUCCGAAAAUGAUGUCCCUGGUGCCAAAUUCACUGGUAAAGAUGUGGAAUAGCAUUCAAAUGUUCCGUUAAAGAGAUGGCUUGAGUGUCAAGGGUAAAAAAAGACGGGGAAAAAGAGCCGACCUGAUCCAGAAGUAGCUUUACGCCACUGACAAUGACAUUCUUCUGUUUCAACAAGCUAUCCUUUGCCACCCUAUGCCCUGUCUUCAUUAUAUAUUUUAUCCUCUGGUUGUGUUACGUCUCUGACCGUUGUUCAGGAUGAUUUAUUUUGUUAUUUUCGUGUAGCGAUCACAUAUGCUAGUCAGUGACAGCCAACGAACACAUUUAAUCUUUUUUAUUUUGGAUGAAUGAAUGCUUUAUUUUGGACAUGAGAAAUUAAAAAACUGACAAAACCAAUGAUAAUACUUGAGAUAACGGCAACAAUAUUUAAGACAAUAUUAAUAAUAAUAAUAUCAGAAAUUAUUCAUUGUUUCCUAAAAGGAAUAGGAUGAAGCAUUUGCUUAUUAAAACCUACACCCCCUUUUCUAUUCUUUAAUUAUAUCAGUCCGCCCUAUUUAACGAGUCCUCAUAUCAACAAAGAAAUAGUUAAUAACCAUACACAUAAGAUGCUAGAUGAACAACAAUAAAUAGGACCAAGACAAUAACAGAUAUGUGAACACCACCUAUCUCUGAAACCCUUCUUCUUCCCUAUACCCUGUGCUUGUGCCACUUCCUAAACUGGGUCAUGCUUGGACAUUACUUGAGCCCCUCAUCUAAUUUAUUCCACAGCGUCACUCCACAAACAGAGACACAACAUUUUUUAGUGUAGUUCGUACCCUCUGAUGCUGUCAGUGAAGCUCCCCCCUCAAACUUUCUCUGUUAAAAAACAAUUUCUGUAUAUUGGCAGGAAGUCACCUGUGUAAAGCCUUAUACAUGAGCUGAGCUGUUUGAAAAUGAAACAAGUCCCUGAGUUUUAAUGUUAUGUAUUUUAAAAAUAAUAUAUUAUUAUGAUCCCUAUAACCAGCAUUAUGUACUAAUCUUACGGCUCAUUUUUGCAAAAUGAAUAGUGAUUUUAUUGUUCAUUUAUAGGUGUUACCCCAGACCUCUGCACUGUAGUGUAAAUAUGGCAGGAUUAAAGAAUGUGGAGUGAUUUAUUGUCAAGACUGUGUUUAGCUUUAUUCAGGACUGAUAUGCUUCGUGAUACAUUGUACGUGUUUUAUAUGAGCUUUCUAGUUAACCUUGUCAAUAACAACCCCAAGAAACUUGUUUUCAUUGACCCUUUCAAUAUUCACCCCAUCUAUCUGUAUUUGUACUUGACUAUAUUUAUUGUAUCUGCUAAAUAACAUGAAUUUGGUUUUUCUUAAAAAUAAUGAUAAUUUGUUUGUUCCAAAUCAGGUCUUUAGUUAACAAAUUUCAUCAGAAACCCCCCGAGCAAAAGAUACUUGUGUCAUCUGCAAAUAAAACUAAUUUUAGCAUUCUUGAAACUUUGCAUAUACAGUUGUGGUCAAAAGUUUACAUACACUUGUGAAGAACAUAAUGUCAUGGCUCUCUUGAGUUUCCAGUUAUUUCUACAACUCUGAUUUUUCUCUGAUAGAGUGAUUGGAACAGAUACUUCUUUUGUCACAAAAAACAUUCAUGAAGUUUGGUUCUUUUAUGACUUUAUUAUGGGUGAACAGAAAAAAGUGAUCAAAUCUGCUGGGUCAAAAAUAUACAUACAGCAGCGCUAAUAUUUGGUAACAUGUCCCUUGGCCAUUUUCACUUCAAUUAGGCGCUUUUGGUAGCCAUCCACAAGCUUCUGGCAAGCUUCUGGUUGAAUCUUUGACCACUCCUCUUGACAGAAUUGGUGCAGUUCAGUUAAUUUUGAUGGCUUUCUGACAUGGACUUGUUUCUUCAGCAUUGUCCACAAGUUCUCAAUGGGAUUUAAGUCAGGACUUCGGGAAGGCCAUUCGAAAACCUUAAUUCUAGCCUGAUUUACCCAUUCCAUUACCACUUUUGAUGUGUGUUUGUCCUGUUGGAACACCCAACUGCGCCCAAGACCCAAUCUUCGGGCUGAUGACGUUAGGUUAUCUUGAAGAAUUUGAAGGUAAUCCUCCUUCUUCAUUAUCACAUUUACUCUCUGUUAAGCACCAGUUCCAUUGGCAGCAAAACAGCCCCACAGCAUAAUACUACCACCACCGUGCUUGACGGUAGGCAUGGUGUACUUGGGGUUAAAGGCCUCACAUAUUCUCCUCCAAACAUAUUGCUGGGCAUUGUGGCCAAACAGAUGGAUUUUUGUUUCGUCUGACAGAACUUUACUCCAGAAGGUCUUAUCUUUGUCCAUGUGAUCAGCAGCAAACUUGAGUCGAGCCUUAAGGUGCCGCUUUUGGAGCAAGGGUUUCCUUCUUGCACGGCAGCCUCUCAGUCCAUGGAGAUGCAAAACACGCUUGACUGUGGACACUGACACCUGUGUUCCAGCAGCUUCUAAUUCUUGGCAGAUCUGCUUUUUGGUGAUUCUCGGUUGAAUCUUCACCCUCCUGACCAAUUUUCUCUCAGCAGCAGGUGAUAGCUUGCGUUUUCUUACUGAUCGUGGCAGUGACAAAACAGUGCCAUGCACUUUCCACUUAAAAACAAUUGUUUGCACUGUCGCUCUUGGGACCUGCAGCUGCUUUGAAAUGGCUCCAAGUGACUUUCCUGACUUGUUCAAGUCAAUGAUUCGCCAAAAUUGCUCAUUCGUGUUGCUGUAUGUAUAUUUUUGACCCAGCAGAUUUGAUCACUUUUUCUGUUAACCCAUAAU